AUGUUCUUCAAUUCUCAUAGGACUACAUCUCUAGUUGUUUCGCUCUUUGGUGCAGUGUUCAACUUUGUUGUUGCAGCGCGGCUACUUGGAGUUUGGCGGUCAUUCAAAUGGGAACCAGAGAGUGAAUGGGAGAGCUCGGAGUAUUCUAUCAGUAAGGAUGGAGUACGCCUCGUAUGGGCGUUACUGUGCGCAUACUUUGCUGUGGCAUCAACCAUCUGUUUCAUUGGUCUGGCAGGUAUUGUCCGAGGAAAAGCAUCAUUCGUGCGCAUAUAUCGCGACUACAUUGUCGGAGAUUUCGUGUUUGGCACACUAUUUGCAGCCAUAGGCUCUUAUGCUGCCUUUCGACCAACAGUCCGCUCUAAUGUUUGCGAGUUGUUAUCACGCCAGCCAGACAUACUUCGGGACUUCAUCGACUUGGGGCUGACUUUGGAGAACUGCGAACCAUGGUUUGAACGGGGAGUGUUCGCGUUCAUGGUUGUUUUGAUUAUCAUCACCGUCAUUCGCCUCCAUUUCGUGUUAGCAUUAUCGAGUUAUUAUAGCAUUCUCAUCCGCCAUCAAGAUUUCCGUCUGCCGUCGCAUACACCUCACUAUUCGUGUGCUAGCGUUGCCGAAGGGGAUUUAGAGCGGAUAUAUAUCCUCCCAGUCCGUUCAGUGGCAGGCAAAGCGUCUUGCACAUCGGACCUCGAUCUACCAUUUGUAGACGCUCCGGUUUACGCCCCAGUCCCGCUGACGCAUGUUUCUUCGCAAGUCGCGGAGGAGCUGCUUGCGAAUGCAACUGAAGCAUGGGUUUCUCGAUCACCUCCAGCCCGACCUGUGCGAUGGCGCAGCCCCUCGCCGGCCCGCUGUCAAUCUGCGGACCCCCAUUCGGGAUCAGGUCAGACUGCUGAUCUGAUUUCGUUGGAGAAUGAAAAGGCAUGA
Molecule: messenger RNA, 918 nt
Organism: Suillus subaureus
Lineage: Eukaryota; Fungi; Basidiomycota; Agaricomycetes; Boletales; Suillaceae
Exons: 3
Coding region: 1-918 (305 amino acids)
Source: RefSeq, a predicted model, not a curated record